This is a messenger RNA of Acaulospora colombiana, 2121 nucleotides long. NCBI's taxonomy places the organism in Eukaryota, Fungi, Glomeromycota, Glomeromycetes, Diversisporales, Acaulosporaceae. The record is from the annotation of a GenBank genome assembly.
AUGCAACACAUCUCCCUUGGUGUCGAAACAGCUUCAAAUGUAUUGUCCGUCACCGAAAAAUUUGUAGGUGGAGUCACCAACGUAGUCGAUGUGAUAGGGGCAUUUGUCCCCCUCGUAAGCAAUAUUACCAAUGCUAUCCGUGAAAUUCAAGAUAUAUGCGAAUCAAUCGAAUACAACAAGAGAAUGUGUGGGACUUUGCUAGAACGUGCCUUAUUCGCCGAAGCUGCCACGAAAGCUCUAAUGAUCAGGACCGACUAUUAUGAGAAAAAAUUGAGAUCGAGAGAAUUCUACGAUGGAUUUCGAAGAUUUGCCGAGGUUAUCGAGAAGAUCAAGGAGUUCACGAAAACGGUAUCUCGGCUCUCCGGGCUACGAAAGUUUUUUCAAGCAUCGGAUAUUAAGUCGCGUUUUACGAUAUUGUUGGAAGAAUUUGAUGGACUCAUGAACGUAUUACAGUUUAGUAUGGUCGCAAGAUCAUCCGACAUAAGCUAUAUUAUUCUUCAGGACUUGGAAGAACUUAAAAAUCGAAUAGAGGGUGGAAUUACCAAGCGCGAUACAAAUGAAAUCCUAAUUAACCCAAACAUCGAAGAAAUUGAAGUUAUGAAUGUUGCGUGGAAAAAUGGAACCUUGCCCACUAAUUCCAGCCUAUUUUCGUCUGUGAUGAUCAAUCCAAACCUUAUAACCGACAACUCGGUCAAACAAAUAAGCAAGAAGAUCGAGCAGGCGUUUUACAAAGACCAAGCAUCUGGAACUGAACUCGUAGCAUUAAGACGCCUGACUGAUCCGGACUCAAUAGAUGAACAAGAGAGAGAAAAAAUUAUGAAAGAAAUACUCAUAUUCAAACGACUGAAGGAUUGUAAACACAUCAUCGAAUUCUAUGGACUUGUCGAAAGGGAUACAGGCAUUUACCUCGUCACGCAAUGGGCCGAUAAUGGAAAUCUCAAAAAAUUUUAUACAGAACAUCAUGCCAUGACUCACUGGAGUGUAAAAUCGAAAAUUGCUGUUGAUAUUGCUCGUGCUUUGACUUUUCUUCACUCGGUAUCAAUUUACCAUCAUGACUUGAGAUCCGAGAACAUUCUUAUAACCGAUCGAUACGCGGCCAAGCUUGCGAACUUCAGCAAAAGGUAUACUUGUGACUGUGACUACUCGUUCGACAAACUUUUUCUCGCUGUUAUGGCCUUAAAUUCCAUAAAUAAAAUUUCUACAUUGUGUAGUCGUUGCUUCAGCGCAGAAACAACCUCGUUAGAUCGAACAUUAGAAAGAAUGCGAUACAUGGCUCCUGAGAAAAUAGAGAAGAAGACACAAAGAUAUAACCUUAAAUGCGAAAUUUUUAGGCUUCUUUGGGAAAUUUCCGAAUGUAAAACGCCACUUGAAGAACACAAAGACCUAUCGAUACUUAAAACUUUGGUAUGCGAUCCAAAAAACGCGCUUCAAUUUAACCCCAAUGUUCCGAAAGAAUGGAAAGAUAUUGCCAACAAAGCAAUGCAAUAUAGCACAAAUCUCCGUCCACCCCUCAGUGAAAUUUUUAAUGUCCUGUUUGACAUCUCCGAAACAUUUAAUGAUCAACAUACUUCCAAUUUGAACACAAAGGUGCCUAAUCAUAUUUCUAAUCCUGACAUCGGCACCCAGAACUUAUUGAGCGUUCGCGACGCGCUUAUGGAACACAAAAAACCAAGUGGCAAUAAAAAAGCUGCAUUUGAAGCAUUUAAGGUACAUGCCGAGCGCGGGGAUAUUAAAGCCAAGUACUGGUAUGCCUAUUAUCUUAAUAAAGGAGAUGUGCCAGAUUCCGAGAUCUUGAGAGAAAAAGAACGACUUCAGAAAGCCGUUGCCCUUUUCAAAGAAACGGCUGAUGAAGGAUUUCCUGAUGGACAAUUUCGAUAUGGCUACUGCUUGUGGUACGGAAAAGGUGUCACUAAAAAUGUUCGCGAGGCAAUUAAAUACUUUGAGAUGUCCGCUGCAGCUGGAAACUCUACGGCGAUGUAUACGCUUGGAGAUAUAUAUUACAAGGGACUUGAAGUUAAAAAGGAUAAAGAAAAGGGUGCAAAAUAUUUAAGACAUGCCGCCUUGCUAAAACAUGAGAAGGCACUGAAGAUGUGUAGGAAGGAGCACAUCCCAUUGGCUUAG